UGUUAUCUGGCAAAUUUGGUUGACACGCAGUCAGAAAACGACGAACGACCAGCGGACGCGUAUUCUUCGCUCGGUUCGAAAGUGCUGUGCGUUUCAGAAGUGCAAACAAAUUAUUCCCUUUCUCUGUGGCUGUGAUUUUCCGCGUUGGAACGACUGAAACUAUAACACGAAGACGGCAAAUUGUGGCCAUUCGAAUCUUCGAACUGGGAAGGUUAGUUCCAUUCGAGUCCUUGUUGUUUACUGCCUCCGUUCCGGAUAGAGGUUUCAGUUUGCAAGACAGCCGAGAAUGGCCGACGUCGUGGAGGAAAUCGUCCAGCAGGUGCAGGAGAAUCUCACCGAAAGCGCCAACGAGGCAGCUAUCAAUGGCACUGCCAAGGUGCCCUCAACUCCCGAGGGGAUGGCCUUGGCGUACGGAACGUUGGUCGUGAUGGCGAUGCUGCCUAUUUUCUUCGGUUCGAUCCGAUCUGUUAAGCACCAUAAGGAACAGACGACCACAUUUCUAAAGACUGGAGAAAAGCCCGACACAAUGACCUCGAAGGACGCGAUGAUGUUCCCGAUUAUGGCUUCCUGUGCACUCUUCGGAUUGUACAUGUUCUUCAAGAUCUUCUCCAAAGAUAAUAUCAACUUCCUACUGACUGGUUAUUUCUUCUUCCUUGGCGUGAUGGCUUUGGCCCAUUUGCUCAGCCCGGUGAUCGGUUCUCUGAUUCCGGCAUCGAUUCCGAAGAUUCCUUACCACUUGUCUUUCAGUCAAGGGCCUACAGAGGGGGUCAAGGACGAUAAGAAGUCUUAUCUAAUCGACUACAAGUUCACGACCCAUGACAUUGUGUGCUUCAUCAUCUCAUUGAUCAUCGGAGUGUGGUAUCUGCUGAAGAAACAUUGGGUGGCCAACAAUUUGCUUGGAUUGGCAUUCGCCGUCAAUGGAGUGGAGCUGCUGCAUUUGAACAACAUCGUGACCGGAUGCAUCCUGCUGAGUGGACUUUUCGUAUACGAUAUCUUUUGGGUCUUCGGAACAAAUGUGAUGGUCACGGUGGCAAAAUCGUUCGAAGCUCCCAUCAAGUUGGUGUUCCCACAGGAUUUGAUUUCAAACGGACUGGCUGCAUCGAACUUUGCCGUGCUGGGACUGGGCGACAUUGUCAUUCCGGGCAUCUUUAUCGCCCUGCUGCUGCGAUUCGAUAACAGUCUUAAGCGAAAGAGCAAUCUGUACUUCUACGCCACAUUUACGGCGUACUUUUUCGGACUGUUGGCCACGAUUUUCGUGAUGCAUGUAUUCAAGCACGCUCAACCGGCGCUGCUCUACUUGGUUCCUGCAUGUCUUGGCACUCCACUGCUGUUGGCUUUGUUGAAGGGCGACAUCAAGAAGCUGUUUGCGUACGAGGACCAUCCGGAGGAAAAACCUAAGGAAACCAAAAAAUCUGAAAAGUCCUCCGGCGAGGAAACUACCAAGACGAAAAAGGAAACCAAGAAGAAGGAAUCAAAAAAAGUAAAAUAAGUUGUGAGCACGUGCGUGUUUUAAUGUGUGGCGCAACAAAAUAUCGCUGUCUAUCCAGUUCAAAGAGUACCUAACACGCAUAAAAAAAAUUAGAGGGAGAUAUUUAAACAGGAGCAUCUCUCUGUUUUAACGUACUUUGUAUAAUGGCUUUGUUUUCGAUAGCCUUAAAACGAUCAGAGUCACGAUCGAUUAGAAGAUCUACAUGAAUUUAAUGAAUUCACGCUUGGACAUGAAUCACUCUUAUCAUAGAAUACGCAUCGAGAAGAUUUGCUAAUACAGCAGCUAACCUAUGCAACAUUACCGAAGUCUUCUCGAUAUGUAUUGAAUACAUUACCAUCAUUUGAUUAACAUUUCUAGCCAAAAGAAUCGCUUAAACGCAUCCAUUCCGUUAAUAUCGAAUAGUGUGUUAGUCUCAGUAUUCCAUUCGAAAAAAAAAUCACUCAUCAGGCCACGAUGCAUUUUGAUUAUGGAUGUUACUCUUUUCAGACCAAGAAUCAAACGGCUCAAGCUCAAGGUCUGAUAACAAAGCGAUGACGAAAAAACAAAACGAGAGAAUCGCCCCCACUUAAACUUAACUGGAUCACUGAAGGGGAAGAAUCACUGAAUUAAAAAUACAACGCGUUCAAUCAGCACAACCGCAGUGGUUUGUUUAUGAAACUUGUUAUCUCUUUAUUUCGCCGAAAGAAAAUAGUUCGAAAUGACUUAUUAAUGAUAGAGGAAGCGUACUAUAGCUAAGAAUGCUUGUUUUGCUUAUGAUUUUUUUUUCGUUUUAAGUUUUACCGACUGAAAUUGUAUUAGCAACAAUGGAUGUAGAAUCAAUUUUUACAAAGUGCAAAAAAAAAGGAAAAUUUAAUAAGUUUCUUCAAAGUAGACCGUAUAUCGGAAUAGAAUUGUGCAAGCAGUUUUUGCUUGGGAGGGACAAUGUGCUGCAAAAAAUUUAGGAUAUUUAUAAAUUUUAGUUUGACACCAUAUGAAAAAUGUAAUUUGAAGCCAGAAAAAAAUACCGCGGCUAAGUAAAAAAACAAACGCAGACGAACAUUCAAUAAAAAUCUAUACCUUGAUAUGAUAAUCUGUAA
This is a messenger RNA of Armigeres subalbatus, 2565 nucleotides long. RefSeq names its product minor histocompatibility antigen H13. Gene Ontology annotation, molecular function: aspartic endopeptidase activity, intramembrane cleaving. Lineage: Eukaryota; Metazoa; Arthropoda; Insecta; Diptera; Culicidae. The transcript is spliced from 3 exons. The coding region runs from base 287 to 1489 and encodes 400 amino acids. Gene Ontology annotation, biological process: membrane protein proteolysis. Gene Ontology annotation, cellular component: membrane; lumenal side of endoplasmic reticulum membrane; cytoplasmic side of endoplasmic reticulum membrane. The record is from RefSeq and is a predicted model, not a curated record.